AUGUUCAUAGAAAUGUCUUCUAUUAUUAAAACACUUGGGAUUGGAGAAGGGUCCAGUGAAGAAGAAGAAGAGGAACUUGAUAGCCUUGAUUUCCACUUAGCAUCUCAACAAAGUCUACUGCCCUGGAGUCUUCCCAAAGUACUCUUCCUGCCUACAUACAGCAUUCUCGACCAUGGAGGUCAGAAUCUCAGCCUCUAUAUCUUAAGGAUUUGGAGGCCCUGGCCCCAGUAUGGUGUGACUGGUAACAUCAUUGUCCAAAUCAGGGCAGAAGGGGAGCUCCCUGCGCCUCAGACUUUCAUCGUGACACAGACCCCACUAAAUCGGAAUACCCCAGGGACUGCUAGUGGGACUGUUUUGAAUGCUCCAUCACCAUUUGUGGCAGCCUCUGCUAUGGAGCAAUUGAUGCCUGCCACUUCUGUUGUGGGUACUCUGGUUUCUACGAGAAGCUGGUACCCAAGUCUUCAAGUUCCACCUCCUAGUACCAAGCUGGCCUCCAUUUUCCCCCAAGUGAAAUCUCAGUCAGGGCUGCAUAGUUCUUCUAGGGAGGAAGGCCUGGCCACCACCCAAUCCAGGCCCUCGCUAGAUGACUCCUCCUGUAACUCCAAGAGUGUUUAUGAGAACUACCGACGUUGGCAAUGCUUCAACCCCCUGGCCCGGAGACACCAUCCUCAAAGUCCAGAUACGGAAGCUCUUUCCUGCUUUCUCAUCCCAGUCAUGCGAUCUCUGGCUCAACUGAAGCCUUCCAUGACGCUGGAGGAGGGACUGUGGUGGUCCGUGAAGGAAUGGCAGGGCAAAAGCAACUUUGACCGGAUGAUCUACUACGAGAUGGCAGGAAAGUUCAUGGAGUUUGAGGCAGAGGAGGAGAUGCAGAUUCAGAAGUUGCAGCAGAGGAAUGGAUCAGCACGCCUUCCUCCUCCAGUUCCACAGAAAUUCCAUCCUCCCAAGACUUCAGAUACUGUGACUGGGCAGCACCCAGGUAUGGCUACCCAAGUUGUAACAGGAGCUAAGGAUCAAAGAUCAAAGGAAACGGGAAGUGCCAAAACACUACCCCACAAGAAGCAGCAACACAGAUCCAAGUGCACUUGGGAACUCAAAGCACCCAAGAAGAUCCCUCCUGAAGCCAUGAAAGAGUAUGCUGAAAUCAUGGAAGAUCUACUGGGACUUGCAUAUUCAGCCAAUGGAGAGCCAAAUGCAAGGCAGACAGAAGAUAAUGAGCACCAGCAGGAAGAGCAUGACAUAUACACAGACCCAGGACUCCUGAACUACAUUGACAAACUGUGUUCACAGGAAGCCUUUGUAACCAAGGUGGUAGAAGUUAUUCACCCUCAAUUCCUGGAAAUGUUAUUAUCUCCGGAACCACAAGCAGAUCCCUUGUCCUUAAUUCAGGAGCUGGAGCAAGAGGAAGGACUCACCCACACUCAGCUCAUGAAGAAGAGACUAUUGAAGUUGAGAGGGGAAGAGAAUGUAUUGGAGGCACUCCCAAGUUAUAUUGUGCUCCACAUGGAUUCCAACUGUCCAGAAUCUGAGAUUGGAGAAGGGUCUAAUGAAGAAGAAGAGGAACUUGAUAGCCUUGAUUUCCACUUAGCAUCUCAACAAAGUCUACUGCCCUGGAGUCUUCCCAAAGUACUCUUCCUGCCUACAUACAGCAUUCUCGACCAUGGAG
This is a messenger RNA of Chrysochloris asiatica (Cape golden mole), 1663 nucleotides long. RefSeq names its product NUT family member 1-like. The record is from RefSeq and is a predicted model, not a curated record. The annotation marks the transcript as partial. NCBI's taxonomy places the organism in Eukaryota, Metazoa, Chordata, Mammalia, Afrosoricida, Chrysochloridae. The transcript is spliced from 8 exons.